GCGAAAAUGGCACUUCCUCCAACAAUCCCCUCCAGGGAUAAGUCGAAAAAUAGCCAUGAGCGAGAGGAAGCUUUCUUUGCAGAAAGUCAUGUCUUUUGUUGAAAGCUUCGACGAAAGUGGGGUGGUCAACAUGGAUGAUCUAGAUCGAGAGCAGUUGUUGAUGUUAAAAUCAACAUUUGAUGCUUUCGAUGUGGAGAAGAAAGGGUUCAUCAGUACGGAAAUGAUUGGAACCAUCUUGGAUAUGUUGGGUACACAACUCAUAGGAAACGAACUAGAGAGUGUGAUUUGUGAGAUAGAUGAAGACGGCAACGGAGAAGUUAAUUUUGAGGAAUUUGCCAAUUUGGCAGCCAGGUUUUUGGUUGAAGAUGAUGAAGAUACCGACGCUAUUCAAACAGAACUGAAAGGAGCUUUCAGGCUCUAUGACAGGGAAGGUAAUGGUUUCAUAACAAUUGAAGUCCUCAGAGAAAUUCUAAGGGAACUUGAUGAAAAUUUAAGUGAAACUGAUCUGGAUAAUAUGAUUGAAGAGAUUGAUACUGAUGGAUCUGGAACCGUUGAUUGGGAAGAAUUUAAAGCUGUCAUGAUUGGUUAAAUCAAUAUAAUACAGAGGACUCAUUUUUCUCCAAUAUUUAACUUUAUAUUAUAUAUUAUGAUAAUAUUAGUCGCUUCUUAAUGUGAUAAUAAAUGAUUUUUUAUAAACAAA
Molecule: messenger RNA, 700 nt
Organism: Sitophilus oryzae (rice weevil)
Lineage: Eukaryota; Metazoa; Arthropoda; Insecta; Coleoptera; Curculionidae
Product: troponin C, isoallergen Bla g 6.0201-like
Exons: 6
Coding region: 56-589 (177 amino acids)
Molecular function (GO): calcium ion binding; enzyme regulator activity
Source: RefSeq, a predicted model, not a curated record